This is a messenger RNA of Parus major (Great Tit), 2279 nucleotides long. Its product is annotated as proline-rich protein 36-like. The transcript is spliced from 2 exons. NCBI's taxonomy places the organism in Eukaryota, Metazoa, Chordata, Aves, Passeriformes, Paridae. The record is from RefSeq and is a predicted model, not a curated record. Bases 1 to 1359 code for a protein of 452 amino acids.
AUGCCCAGUGCCUCGGCCCCACUCACCGUCCCUCCCCGCCCGUUCCCGGUGCCCCGGCCCCGCUCACCGUCGCUCUCCGCCGCCCGCCCGCUCCUGCCCGAACAAAAGGCGAGCAGCGCCCCGCGCGCCGCCCCGCCCGCCACAGGUGGGGCCGGGACCCUCCCCUGGGCAGGGCCGGGGGCGCGGGGACCCCCGGGCCGUGCGGGGACCCCCCGGGGCAGCAGCGCGGGGGCGGCAGGAAGAGGCGUUCGGGAAGGGCUCGGGGCUCCUGGAGCCGCGUCAACCCGGUCCCCGCCGGACCGGUCCAGCCGGGUGCUGCCGCCGCGUCCCGGGCGAAGCCGCCGUCACCCAGUGCCCGAGUCAUCCACUGGAUACGUCCCAGCCCAUCUCAGGACCCCCAGGUGUGGUGAGCAGGAGGAUUCUGCCCCGGUGAGGAUGAGGAGGGAGCAUCCUGCACCCCCGCUGCCUGUACGGUUCCUGGCACGUCUGGCUGUGAGCGCUGCCAGGCGGGGAUUCUCAGCUCCCAAGGGAGGUGAGAGACAGAGCUUCCACCGCCUCUGCAAGAAAAAGGGAAUUGAUGGCUGUGCGCUGAGCGGGAGAUCCGGAGCACAGCGAGAGAGCUCUCGGCACAAGGAAAUGGGCACACGGCACAGCACGGCGCGACAUGGCACGGCAGGGCACAGCACAGCUCAGGUGUCAGCCAGAAAUCUCAUUCACACUCCCCCCUUGGUCAAGGUCGAGGGUGUCAGGGAAGCGCGACGAUGUGUUCAUCAUGUAUGUAACCCAUCCCCCUGCAUCCCCUGCAUCCCCCUGCAUCCCCCUGCAUCCCACCUCCGUGUCCCAAAUCAGUCACUCCGUAUCCCAUCUCUGCACCCCUGGCACUGCCCCGCUCCACUCUUUGUGUCCUGGGGGACAGAAUGGUGGCCAUGCUCACUGUCACAGCCACUGCUGGGGUCACAGCACCGCUCCCAGAGCUGCUGCUCCUGCCUGGCACUGCCAGGUGCGAUGGGUGCAGCCAGCACCGGCACAUCCAGGGGCUGCAGCUGGGACCAGGGAAGGGACUCUGGGCACCCCAGCUCAAGGCUGCAAGGGGCUUUUUCUGGUGCCAGUAGAUCAGUGGGAGCAAGGAGCUGUCUUCUCCACGUAAGUGUGGGGCUGGGGAGGGGACACGGUGCCCAGGUGUGUGUCAGAGCAGGGCGGAGGCCCCGUGGGCCCAGUGCCACCCUCGCCCGGCUGUUGGGAAGAUUCGCAGGCCUUUGUCCCCUGGGCUGCGGUGCCAGCGCUGGCCUCAGCGCUUCCCUCUCAUCCAUUCGCGAGUGCCACCGGCCACACCCCAGCAGGCUGGCACUCACCCCCUGAGGUGUCUGUGACCCAUCGGUGACAAAGCCCACUCCUCCCAGGUGAUAGGACAGCCCUCUCCCGGCGCAGGGGUGCAGUGGGCGCUCCCUCCCAGCACUGUCUCCCAAGCCCUGAGCUUUGCCCACGGGUCUGGGGGCUCAGCCCCUGCCCCCCGCCCCGUGCCCUGCAGAGCUGGAAAAGCCCUGGUGAAUAGGGGUUCCAGGCAGGGCAGGGUGGGGUGCUGGCAGCCUCUUGCCACCCCCUUCCUUCCAUUCCCAUCCCUUCCCUCCCCCGGGGCCAACGCUGUGAUUCAGCCUCUCAGUUUCAGUCCUCGUAGCCAAUUUCCAUGCCGAGCGGGAACACGGCAGGGAGGAGCGAGCCACACGCUGCUCGACACCUCCAGCCCAGGACUGGCACAGCCUUGUCAGCACCAACAUGACCCCCUGUGAGCCCCAAAACGCCCUGAUGCAGGCAGGAGAGGGGUCAUCCCACCCUGCCACCUCCCACCUCCAUCGGGGGAUGCAGGCUGCACCCUCGGAUCCAGGAGCAGGAUGCAUCCCCAAGGAGCAGUGUCACAGUGUUGCACCCCAAAACAACCACCAGAUCAUGCAUAUCACGCCCCAAAGAGCCAUGUGGGGUAGGACAUGCUGCCCUUCAGCCCCCUGCAGCCCUAUACCCCACCUGACACUCCCCUGAACAAUGAGGGGGUCAUGGAUCCAAAUUGGGGUCCCCCUCAGAGAACCCAGAGCCUCACAGGAGCCUGGCUGCUCUCAUGGCCUCCAUGGGUCCACAGCCCCAAAAGUUCCCCCAGGUCACCUGUGGGGAUGUCCAGGCCUGAACUCAUCCCUUCCUCUCCCACAGUGGGGUCUCUCCCACCCUGAGCUCCUGGAUCCCAUCGUGGCAGCACGUGGAAGGUGGAGGCAGCCAUGAAAAGACCAGUC